UUAAUGUAAAAGAAAAAAACCGACAAAUAAUAUUAUAAAUAAAAUAAAUUUAUAAGACACAAUCCGCGCGAAUCGCGGAAAAAAUCUCUAGUUCUUAUAAUAACAGAAAUAUAGGAUGUGUGUUUCACUUCACCUAUUACGUUUCUUUUGGUUAAAUGUUGUGAUUAGGUUUAUUAGCGAGUAUAGUUAAUGGGAUGACGACAUCGAGAUGACAUUUGAACAGUAAAAACUACAGUGAUAGUUAACAAAGGAGAAAGGAAUAUCUGAAGGCACAAGGAAUCUUCUUCCUCCAUUUUGAACUUUAAAAUAAAAAUAAAAAACAAUUUCGUAGUGUGAUCAAAUGCAUCCCCGUAAGCAAAUACAUAAAAUAAUAAGGAAUUUCGUACAAAUGUUCCUCUAUAAAUUCUUCACUACGCUAAACUACAACUUUCAUAAAUACACUACAGCACAAGGGAAAAUCAAAGGGUAGUAAAAGAAAUGAGGGCGACACCAAAAGCAGAAAUUUGGAAGUCACCAGUACCAUAUCUCUUUGGUGGUUUGUCUUUGGUUCUUUUGCUUAUAGCUCUAGCGUUAUUCUCAUUGGUCUGCAUACACAAAAAGUCUCAUUCUUCUUCUUCUAACAAUACCUAUCCUGUCGAGGAAGAAGAAGACGCCGGAGACAACGAAGCUAAGACAGUUAUGGGAGAAUACUUACCUAAGAUCGUCGUGAUUUUGGCCGGAGACGAUCAACCUACUUGUUUGGCCGUUCCGGUGAUUCCUACACUGUCUUCCAUUUAUCCUUGUAAAUGUGGCAAUGUUACUGUCGUCUUUCAACCUAACCAUUAACAUAUUUUCUCUUUUGCCAAACAAAAAGUAAAUCUCAACUUUUGUAGUAAUAAUCGGCUGUUUUGUAAGAGUCGACUAUUUGGUGGAUUUUAAUUAGUACUCCAUAAUUUAAGUUUGUCUAAUGCUUUUAUGUAUUGAGUUUAAUCUUGAAAGUAUAUCUAUAUAUAUUGGAAAAUGCAAAUAA
Messenger RNA from Brassica napus (rape), 1009 nucleotides. Its product is annotated as protein GLUTAMINE DUMPER 6-like. The record is from RefSeq and is a predicted model, not a curated record. Bases 478 to 825 code for a protein of 115 amino acids. NCBI's taxonomy places the organism in Eukaryota, Viridiplantae, Streptophyta, Magnoliopsida, Brassicales, Brassicaceae. The transcript has a single exon. Gene Ontology annotation, biological process: regulation of amino acid export.